AUGGCAUCGAUUCUAAAAGCGAUACUGGACUGGCUUCGGAGCCUUUUCUGGAAGGAAGAGAUGGAGCUUACGCUGGUCGGACUGCAAAACUCGGGCAAAACAACAUUGGUAAACGUCAUAGCCUCUGGCCAAUUCACCGAAGACAUGAUUCCCACGGUGGGCUUCAACAUGCGCAAGGUAACCAAGGGCAACGUCACGAUGAAGCUCUGGGACAUUGGCGGCCAACCGCGGUUCCGAAGCAUGUGGGAGCGCUAUUGUCGCGGAGUCAACGCCAUUGUGUUUGUCAUCGAUGCCGCCGAUCAUAACAAGUUGGACCAGGCGAGGGCCGAGUUGUGGAGUUUGCUGGAGAAGCCGCAGUUGGCCAACAUUCCAGUUUUGGUCCUGGGCAAUAAGAAUGACUUGGACGAGUCUCUGACUGUGGAGCAGCUCAUCGAGGCUAUGAACCUGCAGGCUAUAACUUCGAGGGAGGUUGCUUGUUACUCUAUUUCUGCCAAGAAUCAGGUCAAUAUCGAUAUUACGCUCACGUGGCUCAUCCAGCAUUCGUCAUCGGCAUCGUCGCCGACCGCAGCACACGCCGAAAUGCCAAUGUGA
This is a messenger RNA of Kickxella alabastrina, 591 nucleotides long. RefSeq names its product ADP-ribosylation factor-like protein 8B. The transcript has a single exon. The record is from RefSeq and is a predicted model, not a curated record. NCBI's taxonomy places the organism in Eukaryota, Fungi, Kickxellomycota, Kickxellomycetes, Kickxellales, Kickxellaceae. Bases 1 to 591 code for a protein of 196 amino acids. Gene Ontology annotation, molecular function: GTPase activity; GTP binding. Gene Ontology annotation, cellular component: lysosomal membrane. Gene Ontology annotation, biological process: protein transport.